This is a messenger RNA of Trachymyrmex cornetzi, 528 nucleotides long. RefSeq lists its product as uncharacterized. NCBI's taxonomy places the organism in Eukaryota, Metazoa, Arthropoda, Insecta, Hymenoptera, Formicidae. The coding region runs from base 154 to 528 and encodes 124 amino acids. The transcript has 4 exons. The record is from RefSeq and is a predicted model, not a curated record.
CUCUUGGCGGUAAAUUGAACAUAUUCCAUUGAUUCCAUUAAAAAGAAGUGGAAGUCACUAUCGGAUUCUUUUCGAAUUUAUUCGAAGAAGGAGCAAGCAGCGAGUGGAUCUGCUGCACCAAGUGGAAGAAGACCGUGGAUACAUUUGCAACGUAUGAAUUUUUUGCGUGAUCUUCAGCUACAGAGCAAAACUAUCAGCAAUAUUGAUUCAGACUGUAAUGAUUCAAUGGACAUGGCCAGCUCAAUUUGUGACAACAGCAAUAGCAGCAGCAGCAUUGGUUAUGUAUCACGAAAACGUCGCUUGAGCGAAGACAGUGCAUUAGACCGGAUUGCCGAUUCCCUGGCAUUGCCGAUAUCUUUUAAUAUGGACCAAGUAAAACAAAUGUUACCUCCUGCACAAGCUGCACUUGAUAAACCAACCAUAAUUGGAAACAUGAUAGCCCAACUCCGUGAAAUAGACCCGGAAUUGCAUGAUGAAAUAACAUUACAAUUAUUAAAAGUAACAAUUGAUGCUAAAAGGAAGACAUAA